AUGGGAGGUUCUGAAAGUAAAAAUGAUUAUGUGAAUGAUAUAACCUGCUUUACAGAUGAAGAAAAAGAUAGAAUACAUGGGAUAUUUGCUAAUAUAUCCUCGCACGACCAUAAAAUCGAUAAAAACCUACUGCAGGUAUUUUGUGAACAUUCAUUCGAGGGAGAAUUGAUAGAAUAUUUCUAUGAUUGGAUGCAAUCAUUGACCAAUAAUAAGAACCAUACGUUAACAUAUGCUCAGUUUCUAAGAUGCAUGUCUAUAGCUUUGAGAGGGAAUGUGACAGAGAAAAGUCAACUGAUUGUUUUUAUUUCUUCAAAAGGUAGAAAAUGUACAACUGGAGAAGAAAUUGUGCAGUUUGUGAAAGAUGUAAUCAAAUCUUUUUUAAAAACAAUAACUCAAAGUAUAGAAGUAAAGUCCUGGAAUCUAGAGUCGACUGAAGAAUCUAUUUAUAGAUUGGCUGUCUACAUGUUAGAUGAUUUAUUUUUUACGGGUAAAGAGAAAGAUAGAGGAAUGACAGUACCUGUUAUACCAACUAUUAGUUAUACAGAAGAAGAUAUAGAUCAAUGGUUAUCAAAAUCUUAUUUGUUUUUACAUGUUAUAGAUCGUGUAUUAAAUCAUUGUUUUACUAUCUAUUCUGAGGAAGAAAUGAGAUCAAGGAAUGUAAAACCAAGAAUACCACUGAUUAAAAAUAUUAACUGGACUAAACUCAAAUCUCUAUUAGAUUAUCCUACAUUGAUCUAUCUCAACUCAAAUUUACCAGCAGAUUUACAAAGAGAAUGGAGAUUAUUAUUCAGUAAUUAUUUAUAUGGGGAUAGUUUUGUCCAGUUAGUAGGUCGUAUUCUCUCACAAGGUCCAACUGUUGUUAUGGUAAAAGAUAAAAAUGGUCAUGUAUUUGGGGGUUUUGCCAGUGAAAAUUGGAAGAAAAAUUCUAAUUUUUAUGGAGAUGGUAAAUGUUUUUUAUUUCAAUUAAAACCAUUCUUAUCAACAUAUACACCAACUGGUUAUAAUAAUCAUUUUCAAUAUUUUAAUCAACAUGUACAUACUUUACCUAAUGGACUGGGAUUUGGAGGUCAGUUAGAAUAUUUCGGUUUGUGGAUAGAUCAGAGUUUUUCUAAUGGUCAUAGUAAAGCAGGACCAAGAUGUACAACUUAUGGCAGUCCACAGCUAUCUAAAGCAGCAGAAUUUGAAGUAGAUACUAUAGAAGUAUGGGGUGUGGGACCUGAACCUAAUAUUGAUGAUGAAGAUUUUGAAGGAAUGACUGAAGAGGAGAUUAAAUCUAGAAGGAGUAUAUUAGAUAAAGACCCUGGUGCUAAAGCAAUGUUAACAUUAAUUGGUAAAACACCACAUAGUGAAGGUUUAAGAGAAGGUGAUGAACUAGCUAAUAGUCCAGAAGAAACAACUAGUACUGUUAUAUCAUUAUUCUAA
This is a messenger RNA of Lottia gigantea (owl limpet), 1422 nucleotides long. RefSeq lists its product as hypothetical. The record is from RefSeq and is a predicted model, not a curated record. The coding region runs from base 1 to 1422 and encodes 473 amino acids. NCBI's taxonomy places the organism in Eukaryota, Metazoa, Mollusca, Gastropoda, Lottiidae. The transcript has 8 exons.